Molecule: messenger RNA, 2604 nt
Organism: Arachis stenosperma
Lineage: Eukaryota; Viridiplantae; Streptophyta; Magnoliopsida; Fabales; Fabaceae
Product: receptor-like protein EIX2
Exons: 2
Coding region: 1-2604 (867 amino acids)
Molecular function (GO): protein binding
Source: RefSeq, a predicted model, not a curated record
AUGACAAAUCCAACUUGUUCCAAAAUUCUCAUGAAAUCUGUACUCAUAAUGUGCUUCAUGUUGCAAGUAGUGGACCUUGUUUGUUCUAAAGAAAAUGCAAAGUGUAUAGAGAGUGAGAGGGAAGCACUCCUUCAAUUCAAAGCUGCCAUGGUGGAUGACUUCGGCCUGCUCUCGUCGUGGAAGGAGAAGAGCAAUUGCUGCCAAUGGAAGGGUGUUCAUUGCAGCAGACUCACCGGCCAUGUGCAAAGACUUGAUCUCAGUUCAGAAGCUGAAUACAUUGAACUCAGAGGAAAGAUUCCAGAAUCAUUGUUGGAGUUGCAACAUUUGAGGUACUUAGAUUUCACUGGGAUUCAUUCCCAGGACAAUCAUAUCCCUGAAUUCUUUGGUUCUUUGAGAAAUUUGAGGUAUCUUGAUCUGUCACAUUGUGGUUUUGGUGGAAAGAUUCCAACUCAAUUUGGUUCUCUUUCGCAUUUGAGAUACUUAAAUCUUCAAGCUAAUCUUCUAGAGGGUUCAAUUCCAUUUCAACUUGGAAAUCUGUCCAAGUUGCAAUAUCUCAAUCUUGAUGUCAAUGAUUUAGAAGGGACAAUACCAUCUCAAAUUGGGAACCUUUCAAGCUUGCAAGAGCUUUAUCUCUUCAAUUUUGGUACUCUCAAAAAUGGUGAUGGUGGUGGCCAAUGGCUGUCCAAGCUCAAUUCUUUAACCCAUCUUGAUCUGAGUCAUGUAUUGAAUCUUGAGAAUUCUCAUUACUUGUUCCAAAUGGUUGCUAAUCUGUCCAACCUAAGAGAGCUAAGUCUAACCAAUUGUAACUUUUCGGAUCAUUCUAUCUCUUCAUUUUAUCCUUUCAAGUUCAAAUCAUCAAAUUCCUUAUCUGUCUUUGAUCUUUCUUUGAACCACUUCACUUCAUCCAUGAUAUUCCACUGGGUGUCAAAUGUCACCUCAAACCUCAUUGAGCUCAACCUCAGUGAUAAUAACCUCUUUGAGGAUCAUGUAUCAAAUAAUUUUGGCAUGGCAAUGAAUUCUCUUGAGAACCUUGACUUAAGAGAUAAUAAACUCAAGGGGAGCAACAUGAAGUUGUUAUCGAGUAUCUGCACUCUUCGAUCAUUAUACUUGUCCCAAAACAAUUUUACUGAAGAUCUUGCAUCAAUUCUUCAUAAUUUGUCAGCUGGCUGUAUGAGGGACUCACUAGAAGAAUUGGAUUUGAGCAAUAAUCAAAUCACUGGCUCAUUACCUGACCUUUCAAUCUUUCCAUUCUUAAAGCAGUUAGAUCUUUCACUUAAUCGGCUAAGCGGAAAGAUACCUGAAGACAUCACAUUGCCAUCUCAGUUGGAAUCAUUUUCAAUCUCAGGAAACUCUUUAGAAGGUGUAGUUCCAAAUUCAUUUGGGAACACAUGUACCUUGAGGUCAUUAGAUUUUUCAUUGAACAAUUUGAGUAGGGAGCUUUCAUUGAUAAUUCACCACUUAUCUGGCUGUGCUAGAAAUUCACUCCAAGAAUUGCAUCUAGAUGACAAUCAAAUUUAUGGCACAUUGCCUGACCUCUCAAUAUUCCCAUCUUUAAAGAAAUUAUCUCUUGAUGCAAAUAUGCUAAAUGGGAGGAUUCCUCAAAAUAUUCAAUUUCCACCACAAUUGGAGACUUUGUACAUGGGAUCAACUUCUUUGGAAGGUGUGAUUACCAAUCAUCAUUUUGCUAAUAUGUCAAAGUUGAAGGUGCUGGAUUUGUCUGACAACUCAUUGUACUUGAAAUUUAGCAAUAAUUGGGUUCCUUCUUUUCAACUGAGAGAGAUAUACUUGAGAAAUUGCAAGUUAGGUCCAUCUUUUCCCAAAUGGUUGCAAACACAAGAUAACUUGUUGAGCCUUGAUAUUUCUAAUGCUGGAAUUUCAGAUGUUGUUCCACACUGGUUUUGGACCCUACCAUCAUGGAAACUAGAAUCAAUGAACAUUUCAUACAACAAUCUUACAGGUACUAUUCCAAAAUUUCCAGUAAGAUUUAGUGAAUACCCAUCGAUAUCUCUAGCUACAAAUCAAUUCGAAGGUCCGAUCCCACCGUUCUUGCGAAGAGCUAUCUCCCUUGAUCUGUCUGAUAAUAAAUUUUCAGACUUUGAUUUGUUUGCAUGUGCCAAUGGUAUAGUUGAACAAUUAGGCAAAUUGGAUUUUUCAGAUAAUCAUCUAUCUGGAAAAAUUCCAAAUUGUUGGAGCAAGUUCAAGUCUUUAAGCUAUAUAGAUUUGAGUAAUAAUAAUUUGUCUGGAGAAGUUCCUACCUCAAUAGGAUCAGCUCUUCAACUUCAAGUGCUGAUGUUGAGAAACAAUCACUUAACUGGGAAGCUACCAUUCUCAUUAAGGAGUUGCACAAAUUUAGUAAUGUUAGAUGCAGGGGAAAAUGAACUAUCAGGGGUUAUACCUUCUUGGAUCGGGGGCGAUUUACAACAAUUGCAGAUGUUGAUCUUGCGAAGAAAUCGCUUCUAUGGAGGUCUACCAUUGUCUCUUUGUCACUUAGCAAAUAUUCACCUUUUGGAUAUUUCUUCUAACAAUCUAAAGGGACAAAUUCCUACAUGCUUCAAGAACUUCACUGCAAUGAUUAAGGGAAUGAAGGACAACAAUAUGAUUUAA